AGUGUGAAUGCAACAUGGGAAACAAACUGUCAGCUAGACGAGAGAAGAGACGACUGAGAAGAAUGGAUUUAUAUAAAACCAUCAUGGAUGACCGUUUGACUCCUAAAGAGGAGACACCUCAUAACGAAAGAUUAGUAGGCUAUGAAGAAGAUGAGUUGACCUCUGAAGAAAGCAGCUGGAUCACUGUGGAAGAGGAGAAGUGUUAUGACCCUGAAGACACCACUCUGACGUUUGUAGAGGGAGAUGAUGUUUUAGACUUUUUGUACGAAGACUUCAAGUCUCUCAGAGCAAAGAUGUCCUGUGGUCACGCCGUCACUCCGAUGUCUCUCACUAACUGGUGCAACCGUUUGCUGGACGAGGGUCGCUGCAAAUUUGUGUGUGGCCAAACUGGCUGUGAUGUUGAGUGGCCCUUCGAGGAAGUUCGUAAAAUGGCUCUUCUGACCCCCGAAGAAAUCGAGUAUUUUGAGAAGAUACUGUUCAGUAACGCUGCCAAGGAUUACUUGGAUGUCAAAGCAUGUCCUGGUUGCAAGUCUCAUGUGGUGAGAAGCAACCUCCAUAAUGUGUGUGUCGAAUGCACAGUGUGCACAACUAAGAGAGGAAGGAUUUAUAGGUUCUGCUGGCAUUGUUUGAAGAGAUGGACAGGCCCCGCUCGUUCAGACCACUGUGAAAAUGAUGAGUGCCAAAGCCCACUGAAGAUAUUGAAGAGCUGCCCUGAUAUCACCUUCGAGGAUGUGGAGGGGGUCACUGGCUGUCCCUCCAUCCGUGCCUGCCCCACCUGUGGUUUGCUGGUGGAGCAUAACAAAACUCAAUGUAAAACCAUGAUCUGCCUUCGGUGUAAAGUGAAGUUCUGUUUUGUGUGCCUGAAGCUCAGCGAAGAGUGUCGUUCAUAUUACGAACUUUGCUCCAGUGGUGUAGCACCGAGACAGAAAUCUAUACCUGUGAGGCAGAGGACAUCUGUUAAUGUAAAACUGUGAUCUCAAGACAAUACAAAUACACCUUUUUAUUUUAUGUUUUUAAAAAGUUCUUCAUAAUCAUCAUAUCUGUUAUUUCUCAGACAGGAACUCGACCACAUACCUGCUUUCAAUAACA
Sebastes umbrosus (honeycomb rockfish) is the source of this 1089-nucleotide messenger RNA. RefSeq names its product probable E3 ubiquitin-protein ligase RNF144A-A. NCBI's taxonomy places the organism in Eukaryota, Metazoa, Chordata, Actinopteri, Perciformes, Sebastidae. The transcript is spliced from 4 exons. The record is from RefSeq and is a predicted model, not a curated record. Bases 15 to 974 code for a protein of 319 amino acids.